AUGCCGCGCGCCGUCAAAGGAAUUCUGAUCGAAUGCGACCCCUCAGUGAAAGCCAUUAUCCUGAAGUACGACGAAGAGCGCCACGACUAUAUAGUUGAGGACUUGGACGAUGAUCGUCAUCUAGUCAUCAAGGAGAGCCAGUUGCAGAACCUGAAGAUGCGGUUGGGAAGGGAACUCGAUGAAAAGGUCAUGCAGCCUGAAGAAGAUGAGUCGGAGUAA
Molecule: messenger RNA, 219 nt
Organism: Aspergillus mulundensis
Lineage: Eukaryota; Fungi; Ascomycota; Eurotiomycetes; Eurotiales; Aspergillaceae
Gene: tfb5
Product: TFIIH complex subunit TFB5
Exons: 3
Coding region: 1-219 (72 amino acids)
Biological process (GO): transcription initiation at RNA polymerase II promoter; nucleotide-excision repair, preincision complex assembly; transcription by RNA polymerase II
Cellular component (GO): transcription factor TFIIH core complex; transcription factor TFIIH holo complex
Source: RefSeq, a predicted model, not a curated record